Messenger RNA from Dreissena polymorpha, 12910 nucleotides. RefSeq names its product cleavage and polyadenylation specificity factor subunit 6-like. Bases 27 to 1802 code for a protein of 591 amino acids. Lineage: Eukaryota; Metazoa; Mollusca; Bivalvia; Myida; Dreissenidae. Gene Ontology annotation, biological process: mRNA alternative polyadenylation. The transcript has 15 exons. Gene Ontology annotation, molecular function: mRNA binding. Gene Ontology annotation, cellular component: mRNA cleavage and polyadenylation specificity factor complex. The record is from RefSeq and is a predicted model, not a curated record.
UCACAUACGGGCAAUCAGGUAGAAAAAUGGCGGACAGCGUGGAUAUUGAUUUGUAUGAAAAUAUUGAAGAAGGCUUUGAUCAGGAUGGCGAGUUUGAGACUGAUGCUGAUUUAUAUAAUGAUGUGAUCAUAUCACAACCCAGUGGAGAUGAUGAAAAAGAGGGGUCUGAUGAGCCCAAGAAGAACACAAUUCCACCCACAUCUGUACCAGCAGGAUACACAGGGCGAAGAUACAGUGUCUAUGUGGGAAAUCUACAGUGGUGGACUACUGACCAGGAUUUGACAGAUGCUCUGGCAUCCAUUGGUGUCAACGAUUUGUUGGAGAUCAAAUUCUAUGAAAACAGGGCUAAUGGACAAAGCAAAGGGUUUGCGAUAGUGAUUGUGAAGUCAGAGAUGUCAUCACGCGCCAUCUUUGACAAACUGCCCAGGAAGGAGCUGCAUGGCCAAGUGCCCAUGGUGACACACUGUAACAAACAGGCACUUAACAAUUUUGAGGCCCAAGCAAGGAAAGGGGAACCACCUCCGCAACAGAAUGGUCGACAGAGAACAGACAGUAGGGGAGACAACCAGAGGGCUGCAGCCCCUCCUACUGCCCCUCCCGCAGUGCGGCCACCACAGCCAGCGAUCAGGCCCCAGGCCCCCUUUGCCCCUCAGUCUUCUGGCCCCGUCCCGAACAUGAGCCGACCCCCACCCACUCAGGGGCCGCCACCUCAAUCAGGCCCGCCACCCAACUUCUUCCCUGGAGGUCCUCCUCGUCCAGGCAUGCCCCCAGUGUCGAUGCCCCAGAUGAGCAUGGGGCCAGGGCUUCCCGGACAGCCCAGACCCAUGGGUGGACCACCGCCGGGCAUGCCCCCACGUGGCAUACCAGACCCUCGCCUGCCACCACCAGGCAUGAGACCAGGCAUGCCACCCGCACCAGAGAAUACAGGGUUUGAGCAGCCUCCUCCACCUGGCACCCUAUACCCAGUGCGAGGCCAGCUCCCUCCUCAGCCUGUCCCCCCACCAGGCAUUCGGGGCAUGGUCCCUAUUAUCCAAGGUAGGCCAGGAUUCAUGCCAGGCAUGCCAGGCCAGCCUCCCCCAGGGAUGCCUCCCCCAGGACACCCUGUGGUGGCCCCUGCCCCUCAUGUGAAUCCUGCAUUCUUCCCUGGCACACACCCUGCCGUGCUGCAGCCACCACCGGUACGUCAUCCACAGGUAUCACAUGCUCCUCCCACAUCUGACCCCUAUGGACGACCCCCUCCAGUGGCCGGCUAUCCAGCCCCCGAUCCAUACAGGCAGGAGAGGAGGCCCGAGCCUGUGGCGCCUGCUUUGACAGAGCAGGAGUUUGAGGAGAUAUUCCAGCGCAACAAGACAGUAUCCAGCAGUGCCAUCUCGCGUGCCGUGCAGGACGCCAGCGCAGGAGACUUUGCAAGUGCUAUAGAGACACUGGUGACUGCCAUCUCUCUGAUCAAGCAGUCCAAGAUAGCCAAUGAUGACCGAUGUAAAAUCCUCAUCAGCUCCCUCCAGGACACCCUUCAUGGCAUCGAGGAGAAGUCUUAUGGAUCCAAGCAUUCUAAAACCGAGAUAUCUGAUGCCAGGUCUCGAGAGAGAAGGUCACGCUCUCGUGAUCGCGACAGGGAACGGGAAAAGAGGAGUCGACAUCGGUCCCGUAGUCGUGAGCGAGAGUAUCGUGAGCGGAGUCGGGAAAGGGAACCAAGACGAGAGUACGACGAACGUCACGCUAGGGAGCCACGCAGCGAUAGUAGAAGGGACAGUGAACGUGAACGGGAGCGUGAGAGGGAAUACAGGAGUAGCCGACACUAAACUCUCCGUCUUUAUAUAUUGUUUUAUCCUGAAAGGGAGGUGCUCUCUUAUGGUGCUUCCUAGAUAUUUGAUCUCAUUGAAAAUCAAGGUGCUGAACGGACUCACAGUCUCGCAGAUUGUUUCAGUUGCUUUCAUUUGUUGUACUUAUGAUUUCAUUGUCACGCAUAGCUGCAUAUUAGCUGGGUUGCUCUGUUCAAACAAUUCACAUACAUCACUUAUGUCUAUCUCUAGUUUCAUCCGUAUGUAUGUAUGUGUGUGUGUAUGUGUGUUUGAAAAAAUAAGUCUAUUACAUUAUAAAAUAUGUAACUAUGUUUAACAACAGCAAAACCUGUGUAAAAAAGGGUAUACAUAUUGUGUGACAAAAUAAACCUGAUUGCUUUUGAAUCUAUAUUUUAUCAUAAUAGAUUAUAUGCAGAUCAAUAGAAAACUAAUUUAAACAAAUAUGAGAUUGUGAAAAUCACAUUAUGAACUUUAUGACAAUCCAACGGUACAUGUGUUUGUUUUGCUGAUUUCUCAAAGAGUAAUUGUUUUCUAAAUUAUGUUUUAACUGUUAUAGUUUGUAGUAAUUCAUCGAUGAAUGUCAUAAUACUAGUGAUAGCUAUAAUCACAUGCCGUCUGUAAUAAAUAAUUGGCAGUAUACUUUUCUCUGAAAUGUGUGUAUUGUUUUUACCAUAUAACAUCAAAAGAACAUACCUGUUUAAGUAGUUUAACCCAUUUAUGCCUAGCGUCUAGAAAAAAAGGCCUUGGCAAACAGCGUUGACCCAGAUGAGACGCGGCAUGAUGCGGCGUCUCAUCAGGGUCUGCGCUGUUUGCUUAAAGAAAUUUCUGUAAGAAAUAUUCUAAAUAUAGAAAUAAAUAUACGAGACGUCGCUAAUUUUGGAAAUAAAUUAAUCCAAUUUAGAAGGAUGGCAAUUAAUCCCAUUUAGAAGGAUGGCAGAGUCCACUAGGCUUAAAUGGGUUAAGAGACUCUGGACUUAACAACAGCUUGUAAAUUGAAACUACCUGCUUCUUAGAUGCUGUUGUUUUCUUUAAAUGAAACAAAAAUGUUGAUUGUUAACUUGUACAAAACAUAUCUUUGAGGAAUAUUGGGAGAAAGCCGUAUAAUAGGUACACGUGUCUUCUGUUAAGAUUGUUUAGAACUUACUUAACUAUUACAAAUGGAAUAUUAUAAUUUUAUAUAUCUUGUUUAAACAUUUUUUGUAAACAUUUUGUGAUUGUUUAGACCUUUGUGGGUUUUUUUUUCAGGAACUAUUUUAAAAGGGUUGUGUUUGCACUGUUUUGUAGCUAAAAUGUUUAUUAAGUAGGAGUCUGAUUUUGACCGGAAUCUAGAUGUUAUUCAAACAUCCUUGCAGGUACUUAAUUUGCUGUAGAAUAAAGAAUAUGAGAGCCAUAUAUUUCUAUGGACAGACGUCUGAAUGUUGUAUGUGAGUGAAGUGAGACAAUAAGGGUAACAUUAAUAUAUGAAAAUGCUGUAACAUUCAUAUUUCAACUUAAUUUCAUAGUCAUUGACAGAGCAACCAAGCUAGAUGUGUGUUUUUAUGAGGGAAUUGACCAUGAAAUGAAAUGUAUCUUGGAAGAAUCAAGUGUUAUCCAGAAACAAAAAAAUGGAGGAAAGUUAUUUAAAAUUGAGAUAUAAAUUAGAUUUGAAAACAUUUUACAGUUAUUCUAAUGAAAAUGGAAUGUUUAAAUAAAAUUAAGGUUCUGUAUUGUAAUAACUUUCACAUUAUCUUAAUAAUUGUCUGUUUUAACAUCUUGAUGGUUUCCUAUGCAUUUCAACUAGUCAAAACAAAUCAAUGGAUGCCUGCGUUUAAUGUAAUCAUGUUGAGGUAUUGGCAAAAGUGGUGCAAACAUACAUACAGACUUUUUAAUGGACUGAUCCUGAAUUUUGCAUACGUCUUAAGUAUGUGAAUUUAAAUCUAUGUUUUGAGUGUUGGACACCACCCUAUUUCCACUGAUACUUUCAUAAUGUGCCAUGUUAUAUCCCUAAACACCAACUGUAUAGAUUAGUUUACUUUUUGUUUUUGUAUAAAUUGUAGAUAAAUGUCCCCCAUAUGUUAUGGAUGUUGUUUUAUAAGGUGAAUGGGUCGAUUUCUGUCUAUAUUAUAAAGAUUGGGCAUUUGUGCCAAAAUUUAUAUUUUAAUGGUCAAUUUUCAGUUUCUUAUUUUUACAUGUCUAUGGUGGCCAAAUUAACUGUGAUAUUUUUUAUGUGCAAUAACUGAUAUGUGAUAUUUACAAAAUUAUAUUUUAGUUAGCUCAAGCUAAAAGUAUGUUGUGUUUAACUUGCCAUGAAUGAUUGUUUGGAGCAUUUCUGUUGAUUGGGCAAGUCUUGAAAUUUUAAGUUAAAAAAGUUAAGUAUUUGACAAAAAUGUUCCUGCAACUCAAAAUGCUGCACAUUCAUUGUGUAAUUAAACUUGAAGAGAUUUUAUUGCUUGACAGACCUGUCUGGUAACAAAAUUAUUUAUAAAAUGGUGGUCAAAGAUGGAUGGCUUCAUGCUAUUUGUAUGUGAUAAUAACAUCUAUAGCGCGUAGUCAGCAAUUAUCAGACACAUGUUUUCAAUUUUGGAUAGAAUGAUUUUGACACAUACAUAUUUCAGUGUGGACAAAUUAAAACAUUAAAUUUCACAAUUGUCAUGAUCACUACAAAGGGCAACUGGGUCUUAAAUGCUCCACAGUAUCUUGAUUGAUGCAAUGCUUAUGCAAGCUCUUUUGAUAUGAAAUUUGUGGUCUUUAAUUUAACAUUGGACUAAAUUCUUGCUGCAGCAACUGAUUUGAAUCAUUUCAAUAAAAUGUGUCUUAUUUUGUUCAUAUUGAGUAAUGUUAAAAGGAUAUGAUGUCUCAAUGUUGUUGGAACAAUUUUGUCUUUAAGUUGAAAAUUUGUAUAAAUUGACUUAUUUUAUUGGCCAUAAAAAUCAAAUAUUGUGAUGAAAUUUCAUUAGAUUUAAAAAAAACAGGAAUCAAAUGACCCCUGGUAUAAAAUAUGAAUGAGUCAAACUUACAAUUGCAUGGGUCAUUUUAUAAGCAGCUAAAAAAUAGUUACAAGUAGAGGUAACACCAUGUGUUAAAAGUGUUAGUGCUGUAUUUAAUUGCUUUUAUUUUGUUAUAUCAAAAACCCAUAGGUGAUAUCAAUAUUUAACAUUCCUCGGUCAUACCAUGGUACUCAUGAUGUGUAUUACUGAUGCUGAACCACUGGUAAUGAUAGUGCUUCAUAAUGUGGCAAAGAAAAAAAAUUGCUUGGGAAAAAAAAAAUUGCAUAGUCUGUUACAAUCCCUGUGCAUUGUAUUACUAUUCUAUUGUGCUAAUUGCCUACAUUGAUCUUUAAGUCUGGUUUUAUAGUUGAAAUUCAGUAUUUAUAUACAACUGUACGCACUUAUAUGUUAGUUUAUUGCUCACAAAGUAGCACAAAAGAUGUGUUUAGUCUGUUUAUGUUUACUUUUGACUGACCCCAUUAAGCCCCUUACACUUUUUGGGCGUCCCUUGUUGACUUUGAUACAUGGUUUAUAUUGCAAAGUGUGUUCAUACUGCAUCUGCGUAAAGGGUUUGAACUGUACUUACUUAAAGGGUUUGUAACAUAUUUCUAUGUGUUUAUGUUUAUAUAAUGUUGUUUAACAUGCAUGAAGACUAAUGGAAAUAAUUCUUUACAGGGUAGAUGUAAGCAGGCAGCUGAAUCUCAUAUUUAUUGACAUUCUCAUUGCAUGAAACUGUAUUGUUUGUUAAACUUUUUGUUUUAUUUAUUUAUAUACAUCACCAUGUUUUAGUGGUGAUGGUCUUUCUAUCACAGUUGAAUUCUGUGGUACAAAGAGACACAAUUUGCUUGGCAGAUUGUACAGUAUACAUGUAUUAUCAAUGAUGAACAACGUUUCUUUAUCUAUUUUGGAUAUUCUUUUAAUGGUUGUCCCUUUAUGUAACUUAUGUACUGUUAGAUUAAGCACAGUUCUUGUGUAAACAUGUCAAAAUAUUAUGUCAAAAUAGCUUCAGUAUUUGUAUAGAGACCUUGAAAAUCAAUUGCUUGACUUUACCUUGGAAUUAAGGUAAAAAGGUCUUUGAAUUUCAAACACAGGGUUUAAACAGAUUUCCAAUCACCAAUUUCAUGUACUUGAAUUAGGUGAUCGAAAACCUGUUUUAAGUUGUGUUUGUAUUAGGGUAUAAAAGUAUUGAUACUUUUUGACAUUAUGUUAUCUUUGUAAAGUAGGGUUUGUGUUUUGUUACAACUUUACAUAUCACAACUCUUACUUUCUUAUUCACAUUGUAAUUUGACACAAUUGUCAUGAAGUUACACAGAUGUAUGACAUAAUAUCUUUUAAUCGAUUUCACCUUAAGAUUACCAAAAACUACAUUGAUAAAUGAGGAAUUUUAAUAAAUUAGGGGCAAAAUGUCGAAAUGCAAUUUAACAAGAUUUGCAAGCAUCACAGUUAAAAAACACUUAAUGUUAGUGUAUACAUAGGUUCGUUUAUAUUUUGUAUAAGAAAUAAUGCUUUCAAUAUAAUUUAUGGUCAAAUACUCCACUGCCAAAAGUUUACCUGCGCAGUGGUUAAACCAUGAGUAUGAAGCAUGAUUGAUAUGAUAUCACGCAUCUGAAAUUCAGGUGUUGGGUGAUAUGAAAGCAAACUUUAACCUACAAGUAUUAUUUCAAUUCUGACACGACUUUCAACUGACAAUUUAUCCAAAUGUGUCUAAAAAUGUACCCACUAUUCCUUAGGAAGCUGCGCCCGUAAUUGUCAGCUAUUACUGUAAGGUCGCUUAAUUAUGCCCCCGAAGGAGGGCAUAUAGUGAUCGCACUGUCCGUCCGCCACACUUUGCGUUUAGGUUUCGAAAAAUGCUCAUAACUUCUAUGUUGCUUCAGAUGUAACUGUCAUAUUUGGUAUGCAUGUGUAUAUGGACAAGGCCUUUCCAUACGCACACAAAUUUUGACCUAGAACUUAGGGUACACAUUUAGGUUUUGAAAUCUGCGUUUAGGUUUCGAACAAUACUCAUAACUUCAAUCAAAGCAUUUUUCAGGGGCAUAUGUCAUCCUAUGGAGAAAUCUCAUAUGUCAUCCUAUGGAGAAAUCUCUUGUAUGUCAUCCUAUGGAGAAAUCUCUUGUAUGUCAUCCUAUGGAGAAAUCUCUUGUAUGUCAUCCUAUGGAGAAAUCUCUUGUUUCACUAAUUUUCAUGAAACUAAAACUAUACUACUUAACUAACUGUUAAGGAAUACUUAUCAAAAACAUGCAAAUUAAUGCAUAAAUAUAAUGCAAACACUAUUUAGAACUUAAAAUAAAACAUUAGCAACAACAAGUAUAUUAAGUAAACAGUGCAUUAUUUUAUCAAUGCAUAUCUGAUUACCACAAAUAAUACAAACUUGCAUAAUUAUAUUUGUACUAGAUGGAGCUAUUGUUACCUCUUCAAAUAGAACACACCAAGUGUUGAACUGUGUGUUCAUAUUUCGUAUUUUUAUGCCCCCAAAGGAGGGCAUAUAGUGAUCGGACCGUCUGUCCGUCCGUCCGUCUGUCCUUCCGUCACACUGCGUUUAGGUUUUGAAAAAUGCUCAUAACUUCUAUGUUGCUUCAGCUAGCAACUUGAUAUUUUGCAUGCAUGUGUAUCACAUGGAGCUGCACAUUUUGAGUUGUGAAAGGUCAAGGGUCAAAUAUAUGGCUUCAAAGCGGCGCAGAUGGGGGGCAUUGUGUUUCUGACAAACACAUCUCUUAGUUUUUAUGCCCUCCUUCGAAGAAGAGGGGGUAUAUUGCUUUGCACAUGUCGGUCUGUCGGUCCGUCCACCAGGUGGUUUCCGGAUGAUAACUCAAGAACGCCUGGGCCUAGGAUCAUGAAACUUCAUAGGUACAUUGAUCAUGACUCGCAGAUGACCCUAUUGAUUUUGAAGUCACUAGGUCAAAGGUCACGGUGACCUGAAAUAGUAAAAUGGUUUCCGGAUGAUAACUCAAGAACGCUUAGGCCUAGGAUCAUGAAACUUGAUAGGUAGAUUGAUCAUGACUCGCAGAUGACCCCUAUUGAUUUUCAGGUCACUAGAUCAAAGGUCAAGGUCACAGUGACCCGAAAUAGUAAAAUGGUUUCCGGAUGAUAACUCAAGAACGCUUAGGCCUAGGAUCAUGAAACUUGAUAGGUAGAUUGAUCAUGACUUGCAGAUGACCCCUAUUGAUUUUCAGGUCACUAGGUCAAGGUCACAGUGACCCGAAAUAGGUUAAUGGUUUCCGGAUGAUAACUCAAGAACGCUUAUGCCUAGGAUCAUGAAACUUCGUAGGUAGAUUGAUGAUGGCUGGCAGAUGACCCCUAUUGAUUUUUAGGUCACUAGGUCAAGGUCACGCUGACCCGAAAUAGUAAAAUGGUUUCCGGAUGAUAACUCAAGAACGCUUAUGCCUAGGAUCAUGAAACUUCAUAGGUACAUUGAUCAUGACUCGCAGAUGACCCCUAUUGAUUUUCAGAUUACUAGGUCAAAGGUCAAGGUCACGGUGACCCGAAAUAGUAAAAUGGUGUCCGGAUGAUAACUCAAGAAUGCUUAUGCCUAGGAUCAUGAAACUUGAUAGGUAGAUUGAUUAUGACUCGCAGUUGACCCCUAUUGAUUUUCAGGUCAGUAUAUCAAAGGUCACGGUGACCUGAAAUAGUAAAAUGGUUUCCGUAUGAUAACUCAAGAACGCUAAUGGCUGCGAUCAUGAAACUUAAUAGGUACAUUGAUCAUGACUUGCAGAUGACCCCUAUUGAUUUUGAGGUCACUAGGUCAAAGGUCAAGGUCAUGGUGACCCGAAAUAGUAAAAUGGUUUCCGGAUGAUAACUCAAGAACGCUUAUGCCUAGGAUCAUGAAACUUCAUAGGUACAUUGAUAAUGACUCGCAGAUGACCCCUAUCGAUUUUGAGGUCACUAGGUCAAAGGUCAAGUUCACGGUGACCCAAAAUAGUAAAACGGUUUCUGGAUGAUAACUGAAGAACGCUUAUUCCUAGGAUCAGGAAACUUGAUAGGUAGAUUGAUCAUGACUCGCAGAUGACCCCUAUUGAUUUUCAGGUCACUAGAUCAAAGGUCAAGGUCACGGUGACCCAAAAUAGUAAAAUGGUGUCCGGAUUAUAACUCAAGAACGCUUAUGGCUAGGAUCAUGAAACUUAUUUGUACAUUGAUCAUGACUGGCAGAUGACCCCUAUUGAUUUUGAGGUCACUAGGUCAAAGGUCAAGGUCACAGUGACAAAAAACAUAUUCACACAAUGGCUGUCACUACAACGGAGAGCCCAUAUGGGGGGCAUGCAUGUUUUACAAACAGCCCUUGUAAAUGUUUUUAUUCAUUGUCAAGAAAUAAAUAAUGCCUUAGAAGAUGCUGCAUAUUUUUGUGCAAAAUACUGUUUGGCGUUACUUUUAUUUAUUGAUUUACACAUUCGGUGUAAACAAAUUGUCGCCUCUUUUUUGUGCGUGCUUGGAAUGUGUUAGCUCCGCUCAUAAAUAAUUUGAUAAACGUAUGUAGGAUUCAUGACUUAAUUUAUACUAAAGAAUGCUCCUUUCGUGUUAGUUUUAUUUAAAUAUGUUAUGUGACUUAAGCAGGGCCUGCUCUGCCAUUCACCAAGUAAGCAAAUGGCUACAAAUUAGAAAAUUUGGCAUAAGAAAACUUUUUAUUCAUAAAACUGGUAAAACUAAUCAAAUAUGACAAAAUUCUGUGUUCUACUGUAAAUUUAGCUGAAGAAAAUUUUGAGCCAGGGAGAACCCUGCUUAAGGUUACAGCUAGUUUAUUUAACAGUAAUUUGUUCUUGUUCUAGCAAGGUGCAACAAGAACACUAAUAAACUCACAGCUUUAUAAACAAUAUUUAUUGUUAAAAUAUUUGAAAUCUUUGUAUUCAAACUGUAAUGCAUUAUCUUCAAUAGUGUUAUAAUGGGUGUUCGUUUCAAUUGAGCAAUGAAAAGAACACCUCUGCAAUAUUUUACUUGGAUGGUUUAUGGAUGGACAAACUUUCAAAUUCAUUAUGGUCUGAAUCACAUUUGACAUGUGCACCGCACACGAAUCCCCUAACUACUCCAUCUUAGUCUUCAUCUGAGCUCUAUUUAAGUUUAGACAAAGUUUUAGACUAAUUAGGUUUGUAGUUAUGGUGCAUUCUGUUCAAAGCUUUUGAUUAAAUUCAAAACCUUUUUUUUUGUUUACUUAGUUUCAUUAUGUGUCAUGUAUAAUAAUAUUUCAUUUAAGUUCAAACUGUGAUUUAUUUAAUUGUUUAGGACUAAAGUUGGAUUUUAGGGCUCAUUGAUGUUUUCCAAUUUUUCAUAUUCGACUGUUCAUGUAGAACUCCAUGUUUCUUAACUAUUUAUUAGUAUUGCAAUGUGUUCAAAAUUGUGUGUUCAACAGUAAGUAUAUGUUUUAGUGAAUAAGAAUACAUUCACAUAUAUUGUUAUUGUCAGUUCCUUAAAAUAUGUGAAACUCUUUAAGGAUCCAAGGUAGAUUUUCAUCUCAGGAUGAUGUAUGGACUGUUAAAGGAGUAUUUCAGAUGUACUGUCCAUACAAAGUUUAACUUGCAGUUUACCUAAGCAGUAAUUCUCCUUUUUAUUCAAAGUCAUAAUCAAAUUUGAUAUGAAUAACUUAUCGUACAAUAAUAGUUUUGACAACGUUCUGACCCUAUAUUUUUCAGUUUCAUUGCCGUGUAGUAUACUUAUAUAUGAUGAGGGUAUUAUAGUUCACUUUUGUUUUGCUGCAUAAUGUAAUCAUGAUCGUCUGUUUUUUUCAUAAGUAUUAAAAUGUUAUUCAGAGUUGAUAUCUAGGUUAGCUGUGUGCUUGAAAUUUAGUUCCAAAUAAAUAAAUAAAAACAGAAAUUAAAGGGAUUGUAUUCUUCAAAUGUUCUCCUUUUUUAGCCUCCCUAUGGUUAUUGAAAGUACUUUCAUAUAGAUUGUAAUACUGGAAAACUGGAUUUGUUUUAUUUUCGCAAAUAUUAAUGAUUUUGUUUCGCGUUCAAAACAAGCACAAAUCAACAUGUCUUUGAUCUUACAAUCGAUAUGUGCUAGUGUCAUGUGUCUGCCCAAUCAUGUGUUUUAGGGUAACAAGUUUAAAUUUGUUAUGAUCAAUGUUAUCAUGAACAGGUGCAUAUGAUGUGUUAAAACAGUCUUUUGUGAAUGGACUUUUCUGUUUUUCAAGCUAAGUCUUCUGGUAAUGACAUGCAAAUUGCAACACUAUUUUGUUAUGAAAUGUAUAUAUUAAAUUAUAAGAAUGUUCGAAUUUAGGCCAAGGUAACAAGGUCUUUUUAAAUUCACAUCCUAAUGUUGACGCGAAUGCCAGAUUAAGCAAAUACAUUAAAAUGGCCUUUUUUAGAGUAAACUUGCACAUUCAAGCUCAUGAAAUCUAAUGAAACCUGUUUUCUUCCUUCAUAAACUAAUGAAGACAGCGCAGGGUUAACAUUUGAUCUGGUUCAUGUCGGUUUGUUGUCUGUUUUUCUCUGUCACUGGCUGCCCAAGUAAAACACCAAACAUAGUUCAAAUACCAAUUAUAAAUGGUUUUAUACGCAAGUUAAAAAUAGGUGAUUGUACCUCCAUUGGCAUAUGAAAACUCAUGAGCAAAUCAAAGCUAAAUAAAAGAACAAAUAUCUAUACAGUGUAUUUUCAAGGUCAAUGCACGUAGUUGCCUAUUGUGAUGAUUUGAAACUAGUGCAUACUGAGGUCUUGUGGCUGUAAGAGCUAUUCUGUGUUAAACCAACUAUUGUUUUAUUGCCUAGAUGAAUGUUGUUCUCUUUUAAAGAAGACACUCAUAACAUUUAGCAUGAUAAAUAUAUACUUGUGAUAGAUAUUAAAUUGUCGCAACAUUUUAAAGGGGCUUGUUCAUAUAUAUGAGUUAUCAGUUGCCAUUAUGAUGUGUGUCUUAACUUGAGAGAUCUAAGCAUCAUGUUUAAUCACUGUGUGAACAGGUCCCUUUAUGAUGGCAUUUACAUGUAUAUUUGAAGUAGACUGAAGUUUAAGUGUUUGUUUAGUGUUAUAAAACACGUUCAAUUAAUUGUUAUGCUCCCCAAAAAUUUAUUUUGGGGGGAGCAUAUAGUCGCCGCUUCGUCUGUCCAUGUGUGCAUCUGUCUGUCCGUGCACAAUUUUUGUCCGGGCUAUUUCUCAGCAACUAAUGACCGGAAUUCAAUGAAACUUUAUGGGAAGCCUCAUUACCAAGAGGAGAUGUGCAUAUUAUCAGCCAGUUCUGGUCGGAUGAUUUUUCACAGAGUUAUGGCCCUUUGAAAUUUUCUAUAAAAUUCUUGUCCCCCCAACUACUGUGCCCUCAAGACGUUUCCUUUUAUCUGAAUAUUGUGACACAAAAAAACUUUGGGGAGCAUCACCCGUGUCAGACGGUUUCUUGUUUUAGUUUUGUUAUGUUCUUUGUAAACUGCCUGUUAGAUAUUUUUGGUUUGAUAUCCAUUCCUUUCUUACCGGAAGAAUUUAACUACAUUUAAUAUUCUGGCAAGCCUAUGAACGGACGUUUUCAUUGUUUUUUUGCCAACAUAAGUGUAGAGGAAUCAUGCAAAUUUAGUUAUAAUAAGAUGGAUCAAUUUGAAAUUGGCUACAACACAUUAUUAAAUUUAAAUGAUUGCUUUUCAAGGAUUCUCACAGUGAUUAGUUUGUUAAGUUAUAUAAACAUGACUUGGUGAAACAAGUCUUCUUGAAACCCUUAAAAUAACUCUAAUAGGAACAUGGAUAUCAAACUCGUAAGACUUUUCUAAUAUUUGUAACAUUGCAAACUUUUUCAUUCUUUGUAGGUACAGAAUGUGGAUCAUAGUGUAUAGUUCCUAGCAAGUUGUUAUGUGUAAGCAUAGUACCCUCAAACUCUGGACUGACUGGCAGCAUGUCAUCAUUGAUCAAGUUUCACCUUCAUGGUUGAGUCUCGACCAUCAACAGUGGGUUCUCAUCAUAGCAGACAUGAAUUCGCCUUGCCCAUACAAGAGAGCGAUUGUGUGUCAUCUCUGAAGGAUCAGCGCAGUCUAUACGUGGAAGAUUGUGUAUGGAUGUAUCUUAAUGUAACUACAAACCUGUGAAGAUGUUGUGUGUUGCUUUUCUUUCAUGACAUGAUUUACAAUUGGGCUCUUAACAGAUAACGAUAAGUCUAAUGGAGCAUUUAAAUGUUUUUUAAUCCUUAAAUAUGCAUUCUUAUCAUCAUCAUGUAAAAAUUCAUAGUAAAUAUUCGAAAAAAUGUGA